Dioscorea cayenensis subsp. rotundata (Guinea yam) is the source of this 651-nucleotide messenger RNA. RefSeq lists its product as uncharacterized. Bases 1 to 651 code for a protein of 216 amino acids. NCBI's taxonomy places the organism in Eukaryota, Viridiplantae, Streptophyta, Magnoliopsida, Dioscoreales, Dioscoreaceae. The transcript is spliced from 3 exons. The record is from RefSeq and is a predicted model, not a curated record.
AUGGAAGUUUCAUCUAUACAAAUCAAUGUUGAUGAUGAAGAACAAUCUCUAAAUGAUCCAAGUGGAGAAUUGAUUGAAAUUGAUGAUGAAGUCGUUAAGGUUGACGGUAAUCCUAUAUUUGAAUCAGAAGCAAUGAUGAAGAUGAUGAGUUUGAUGAAAUUGAGAGUGGUAGUGAAUAAAUUAAGUACCUGUUCAAGCAAAAUGAGAGGGAAGGGUUGUAAAGGAGGUUCAAGUUACAGAGGUUCAUCCGAUAGUUUACAUUCGAUAGCACUUGAUGCUCCAGCUCAAGUUACUUCUGCACCGAAUGUAUUGUCACAACCAUUACCUCCAUUUGUUGCUAAUGCUUGUGCGGGAUCAUCAUCAUCUUCUGCUUCUACUCCUUGUGCUAGUGGAGGGGUUACCCCUAAUGGCGAGCCUACUAUGCAUGCUAGAGAUACCCCGACAUCAUCCAUGGAUUGCUUGCCCCUUACUAUUGAUGAGUCAAGAAGACCACGCAUAAAGCUAGUUAAUGGAAUGUUGCAUCCCUCAUAUGUCUGUGCUCGAAAAAUUACAUUCAUCUUUAAGGAAAGAAUGGAUGAGAAUGGAUACAGUUGGAAGAAUAUCUCUAAGGAGACAAAAAACUUCUAUUGGAAUGAAUUUCAGGUAGAUUAA